Molecule: messenger RNA, 1710 nt
Organism: Symbiodinium sp. CCMP2456
Lineage: Eukaryota; Dinophyceae; Suessiales; Symbiodiniaceae
Source: the annotation of a GenBank genome assembly
AUGCUUCUUGGAAUCCAGCCUUGCAGCUCGAAGUCUGGUCUGAAGGCAGAGUUACCCUGGCCCUCGGGUACGGCCGAAAAUCCACUCAAUGUCGAUGCCUCCGGGCAUCCGAAAGUGGUUCGGUCGCAGCUCCGAGCAGGCCUGCUGAGGUGGCAUCCCGACAAGUUCGAGCAGCGCUUCGGGAGGUUUCUGCCUGUGGACGAGAAGGUGCGUUCUUCCAUCUUCGGCCGUGUAAAGGCGCUUGCGCAGCAGCUGACGCGCCUCAUGGCGCCAUGCUUAGCUGAACCGCCCUGCGCGAAGUUCUGCGGAGUUGUCCUGCCCAUAAUCCUCAAGCGCACCAUGGCAGAGACGUAUCAGACCUGGGUGCUGCUCGAGUGGCCUAGGCUGUCUGCCUCUUGGCUGCUUUGCCUACAGCUGUCUGGCUCGCUUUCCAUAUUCGACAAUGUCAAUGUCAGCAGGCUCAAGGACGUGACAGACGAGCAGCUCACGACGGCCUUGCUCGGUGGAUCCGUGGAUGUGUGUUGGCUUCAAGGCUGCUGGGAGCUAGGCCCCUAUGGACGCCAGCACGAUCUUUCCGACCCCGGACGUCGGCAGCACUUCCAAGACUGCCUCCCCGACUUUUCUGAGGCUGAUUGUAUCGGUUCUCCUUAUGCCAUCAGCCGCUACACCUGCAACCCGGACCUGGGCACAGAGGAGGAUUUGGCAGAGUUCCGGGCCCGUUUGGCCUCGCAGGGGGUGGCACUCAUGGUGGACUUUGUGCCAAACCACAUGGCAAGAGACAGCACUUGGAUCGACAUCCCGGACCUGUUCAUUCGAGGCCGUGACGGGAAAGUCGCCUUCGGCAAAGAUCCGUACUCGGGCGACUGGACCGACACGGCUCAGUUGAACUACUGGUCGACAGCCUGCAGGGAGCACAUGUUACAGCAGCUGAUGGACGUGGCGGAGAGAUGCGACGGCAUGCGCGUGGACAUGGCCAUGCUCUGCGUGAACGACGUCAUCGAAAGGACCUGGGGUCACCACCUCCGUGAGCAGGGCUUCCACCGGCCGGGGGAGGAGUUCUGGGUUUGGGCCCUCCCGCAGCUCCGCGCGCGCCAUCCGAACUUCCUGCUGGUCGCAGAAUGCUAUGAGUACGAUGAGAUCCUGCCCAGCGGCACCAUGCGUGAGCUGUUGCGGCAGGGCUUCAGCGCUGCAUACGACAAGGUCCUUUAUGACAGGCUGACUGAGGGGCACAUGGACAAGCUCCGGGGUCACAUCCUUCACAGCCCGGACAUGGGCACAGGACGUCUCUGCCACUUCACAGAGAAUCACGACGAGGACCGCGCUGCGGCGCAUUACGGGCCCCGCGCGUUGGCGGCGACCGUAGCCUCUCUGUCUCUUCCGGGCCCACGCCUCCUCAUGUGGGGCCAGGCCCUAGGGCUCCGGGCGCGGCUCGCCGUGCACCUUCGCAGAGCCCGCCAAGAGGCUCCCGAUUCAGCUCUUUCCACUAUCUGGCCUCGGCUGCUUGCAGCGCUGCCACACUGCCGGGGCAGCUGGCAGGCGAGUCUGCCUGUGCAUGGGGACGACUCUUGGAGGUUCCUUGCAUGGGGCUGGAAGCCGGAUCGUGAGGCCGCCAAGUCCGAGGUGGUCGCUUGCAUCGUCGUCGUGAACUUCACCGAUUCGACGGGCUGGGCCACAUUGAAGCCGCAUGCCCGCAGAGCACAGCCACAAUGA